CUAAUGUUAGUGUUAUUGUGCUAACGUUAACGUUUGUGUACUGUGCUAACAUUGACAGUUUCAGCUCAGUGGACAGCAAAGCAAGCCAGGGUCAAUUCAAAACAAAACGUCAAGAUGGCAGAGAGUGAUGAGGACCAUCGCAGCCAUCGGAGGAAUAAGUUUGACCAUGAGAGGGGUGACUACCCUUCUCGAGAGAGGGAGCUUCGGCGUAGAGACCACCACAAAAACAGGGUGCGGGACAGAAGCCGGGAGCGAGACCGGAAGGAGCACCGACGGCACGAGAAGGGUCGUAGGCACCACGAGAAAGGUCAUCGACAUCGUGAGCGGGGUCAUGGUGAGAAGAGCCACCGUGAGAGGGACCACGGGUACUAUGAGAAGAACGAGCGGUUCUCCCCUCCGGAGCAGAACACAGGGUUCCGUCUGCCACUUAAACACAUGAGAACAGACUGGGAUGAUGUUGGUGCGGAACCUUGCCAUGGAGGCGGUGAUUUUAGAGCCAAGCUUGGAGACAGGGGCGUUCAUCGCCAUCCUCUUCACCCAUGGGUGCCCCCUGAAGCUUCUUCCAUGCAGCAGAACCAUGGCAACUACAUACCGCACAGGUUCAGCGGCUCCCCCGAUGGCGUCCCUGGCCGUCCCCCCGUGGUCCUGCAGAGCUUUAAGGAGUUCCUGCUGUGUCUGGACCCAGCGGUGGGGGAAGUGGACGCGGUCAGGUGCUACACUGAGUACAAAAUGGCCUUCAGGAGGCAGCAGAUGGAGGCCUUCUUCCUGGCUCACAGAGAUGAGGAGUGGUUCCGUCUCAGAUACCACCCAGAGGAUAUUGAACGCCGGGACGCUGAGACCAAUGAUGCAGUGCAGAAGAGGCUGAGCGUUUACAUGUAUCUCAGAGGAAAUGGCUGGUUCGAUAAUGUCUCCCUAGACAUUCAGCAAGCCUCAGCCAUCAUAAAGGUGUUAGAUGCAGUCCAGAUAAGGUUUGAAGGGGGAACCGGAAGUGAGCUGCGGGCUCUGGAGACGCAGGGGAAGGGUGAGGAGGAGAGCAGGAAGGAGACGCCUCCAUCUGAGCCCCAAAAGCAGCAGGAGGAGGAGGACCACACUGGACAUAGACUUGCACCCAGGCCAGAGAAGGUCCAGCAGGAGGACCAGGAGAGCAGAGUAGAGAUUAGGAGACCCAAUGGGACUGCUGAGGGGAAGAUGGAGGAGAAGGAUUUGGGGAAGAGGGAGGAGAAGAUGGAGGAGAGGACGGGACAGGAGAGGCCAGAGGAGGAGAGAGGAGACGCAUGUCCACUCCCUCGCCAGCUCCACAAGACCCGGUCUCUGUUCAUGAGGAACAUCCCCCCGACUAUCUGCAAGGAGGAGAUUGUGAAUCUAUGUAUGAAGUACCCUGGCUUCAUGAGAGUGUGUCUGUCCGAGCCGCAUGCUGAAUACAGGUUCUUCAGGCGUUGCUGGGUGACUUUUGACCACUUGGCCAACAUCCAGGACAUCUGCUGGCAGCUGCAGAACGCCAAACUGCGUGAGUUUAGGCUGUCUCCAGUGGUGCACCGUGACCUGUGUCGGCGCGUGCGCAUGGCCAACGGCAUCGUGCAGCACAGGACGCUGAUGAAGGACCACCUCAGACUGGCUGAGCAGCUCAUCCGCAGCCUGGACAGCAGGUGGACCGUCUGGGGAGGAGAACAGGACAAGGGGAACCCUGUCCUGAAGAAUGUAUCGUAUCACCUGAUGGAGGAGGUCAGUGCGGAGGAGGAGGAGCUAAUGGGCCGUGUUGCCGUGGGCAACCCUCAGAGCGAGGUCACUGUGGAGAGAGACGACGACCUGGUCAAGGUGCUGGAUCGUCUGCUUCUGUACCUGCGUAUCGUCCACUCAGUGGACUUCUACAACGCCUGCCAGCAUGCCACGGAACACCAGAUGCCCAGCUGCUGCGGCUCCGUCCACGUGCGAGGGCCCGUGCCACCCAACAGGGUGCCCAGCCAACACAUGCUGGAGUGGCAGAAGAAGUUUGAGGUCAAGCUGAGGUCGUUGUUUUGGCCGAGGGAGACUCUGAGCGUAGACGAGGCGGGGAAGUUGGGCCGCAAGCACCCCUUUCAGGAAGUGGAGAAGUUCCUCAGAGCAAACACACGCGAGCUGGACAGGGACAAGUGGAAGUGUGUCCUCUGUGAGAAGAAGUUCAAGGGCCCUGAGUUCGUCCGUAAGCACCUCCUCAGCAGACAUGGGGAGCAGGUGGAGGAGGUGAGGAAGGAGGCGGCCUUCUUCAACAACUUCCUCAUGGAUCCCAAAAGACCCGACCACCCAGAGAUGAGGUCUCCGUCCCCCAUGCCUUCUAGGCCAGGACAGGCAGGAGGAGGAGCCUUCUCUCCUCAGUGUGGGUGGAGCUUCAACCAGCCCAGCCCACCUUUCAUCGGCCACGAGAGAAGCCCUUUCCCCCCAAAUGAAUAUGGAGAUGGUGGACACUUCAGCUGGUUCAGAGGAGCCCCCCAUGGAAAACCCCAGCAGAAGAGAGUAACUCACAGAGAGCCUCGUAAGGUGAACAGAAGCUACCGUGAUCUGGACGCUCCUGAUGAAGACUUCUAUUGA
Molecule: messenger RNA, 2565 nt
Organism: Sardina pilchardus (European sardine)
Lineage: Eukaryota; Metazoa; Chordata; Actinopteri; Clupeiformes; Clupeidae
Product: serrate RNA effector molecule homolog
Exons: 19
Coding region: 115-2565 (816 amino acids)
Biological process (GO): mRNA processing; primary miRNA processing
Cellular component (GO): nuclear body
Molecular function (GO): nucleic acid binding
Source: RefSeq, a predicted model, not a curated record